UAACAGUUGUUGGUACCAUUUCCUAAUUAGUGAUGUCAACACUGUAAUAUUUUUUUAAAUUCUUUCUUCCGGUUGCCAACACAAGGCAAGAUGCGUUCCGUCACAUUGAAGGAUGUUGAACAGGACAAGGUCGUCAAGACCGUCGCUGCCCAUCUGAAAAAGACGGGCAAGGUCAAGGUGCCAGAACACAUGGACCUGGUGAAGACUGGUCGCUUCAAGGAACUGGCUCCCUACGACCCCGACUGGUUCUACGUCAGAUGUGCUGCCAUCCUCCGUCACAUCUACAUCCGUUCCCCAGUUGGAGUCAAGACUGUCACCAAGAUCUUCGGUGGUCGCAAACGCAAUGGAGUCACACCCUCACAUUUCUGCAGGUCAUCAGGCAGCAUCGCCCGCAAAGCCCUUCAAGCCCUUGAGGCCCUGAAAAUGGUUGAGAAGGUCCAAGAUGGUGGUCGCAUCCUCACUGUUCAGGGCAGGCGUGAUCUUGACAGAAUCGCCGCUCAAGUCCGCCUAAAGGCCAAGCAGGCCGCUAAGCAGCAAGUCAUCGUUCUUUUCAUUGAAAUAUUGAAUUCGCUCGGUUGUGUUUGGAGAUGCAGUGAUUACAAAAUGUUGUUGGCAUUUGGACGUGGUAUCGGCUUUACUGUUUUACUGUGCUUAUUAACGUGCGUUGUUUCUUUGCGUCAGUAUGGGACGCCGGGUAACACUUUAUCCGUAACUGAAGAUGCGGACCAGAGCCGUGGCAAAUUGCAAGUUAUCAAUAGAUUCGCCGAGAAUGAAGACAGUUCCCGUUUGGAAAGGAGAAAACGUGAAGCGACAACGCUAACAACUCCCACUGUACAGAAAAACAUAAGUACAUGGACUACACAUCUCAAUGACAGUCACCAGCAGUUGAUGGUCCAUUGGGUUGGUGAAGGGAGUAAUGUCAUCAUCUGUCUGGCCAGAGACUCCAGUCCAAGGAACAAAGGAGUUUUGUCACCAUCAGCUCUCUUCAUUUCCUAUGACUAUGGCAAGAACUUCACCAAUAAGACAGAGGAGUUCAGACUGGGCCCUGGACCUGACAGUGGAUAUGCACAGCUGGAUAAAUUCUUCAAUCACCCUAAAUAUCCAGAGUUUUGCGUUUUCGUUGACUCGACGAAUAAGAAGUUGUUCUACACGAGCGACAAUGGACGCAAUAUUCAUCGAUCCGAUCUCGUCUUCCAUCCCAGCGAGCUCUCUUUUGAUGAGGAGUUUCCUGACAAAUACGUCAUUUUGGACAAAGUCGACAUCAAUAGAAAACUGUACCUGACACUAGACGGCGGUAAGACAUUCAAGAUGAUCCAAAGCUACGUGAAGACGUUCUUCUGGUCUUCCGGGCCUGGUUUCCCGAAGAUAUUCUACAUGGAGCGAUGGAAGCCAGACGGCACGAGCACGGUGUUCAGUGCCAGCGACCCGACUGACCUGGUCAACGCUGAGGUGCUGUUCGAAGAAGCCAAAGAUUUCCAAAUCAAAGGAGACUACAUGUUCGCUACGAAGCAAUCCAAAGAUAGAAACACCCUGCAUCUUUACAUUUCCCACCAAAGAGGUCCAUUCUACAAGGCCGAGUUCCAAACAGAGUUAGACCUGAAAAGGUUCCACAUAGCAGACGUUACUGACAAACGUAUAUUCGUCUCUGUCAUGCACACUGAUUCUCUGGCUAACCUGUAUGUGUCAGAGAUAAGCAACAAUUUCACUCAGUACAACUUUGUAUUGAGCUUGGAGCAGAUAUUGUGCUACUUCCCUGAUGCUAAUUGGAAGGAUAGCUGGCUAGAGGACGUGACAGAAGAUCCAUUCACGGAUUUGUACCGCGUGGAAGGGUUGAAAGGCAUUUACAUAGCGUCGAGGGUUGACUCAAAGGCGCCCGUCUCAACACUUGGGCCGGAACAUCUGAUCUCGUUGAUAACUUUUGAUCAUGGAGUCACUUGGUCACCGAUCAAUCCGCCCACUGAAGAUGAGAAUGGUAAACCAUUGAAUUGUCACAUUGGAAACUCAUGCAGUCUUCACUUAUGUCAGAAAUUCAGUCAGCUGUACCCAGUUACAAGGUCAGCAAGUAUUAUGAGCUCGAAAUCGGCUCCAGGCAUCAUAAUGGCAACUGGCGUUGUUGGAAAAUCUCUCAAAGGUAUUCCCGGAGUGUACAUCAGUAGGGACGCCGGCCUCACGUGGAAGAGGAUACUCAAAGACUAUUACUUCUUUAACUACGGAGACCACGGCGGCGUCCUCGUAGCCGUCAAGUAUUUCAAAUCUCGCGGCGAAACCAGAAAGAUAUUAUAUUCCACAAACGAAGGCAUCGAAUGGAACUCUUAUCAGUUCAAUGCCGAUGACCUGCGGAUCUACGGGCUGAUGACCGAGCCUGGAGAGAAUACCACGACGUUUACUAUGUUUGGGUCGGCGAAUGAGCAGCAUCAGUGGAUUAUAAUCACGAUAGACCUGAGAAACACUUUCGCUCGUAACUGUGGUGACGAAGACUACAAGUACUGGUCGCCGUCGCCUCCCAACUCCUCAGUGUCUUGUGUGCUCGGCACAAGGAAUACAUUCCAGCGACGCGUAGCCCAUACUAACUGCUACAACGGAAUAGAUUACGACAGACCCUUCAAGAAAGAGACUUGCGAAUGUAGUCGCCGAGAUUUUGAAUGUGAUUUCGGAUUCAUGCUAGCCGGCAACGAAUGCAUUCAUAAUAAAUCAUCCAAAUAUGACCCUUACGCCAUUCCCGCUGAUUGCCAACCGGGACACUUCUACAAGCGCACUAAGGGUUAUAGGAAAAUUGACGGCGAUGUGUGCACGGUCUCCGGGUACUUAUCUUAUGUCCCAGAUAUGAUCCCUUGCCCUAUUGAAGAGCCAACUGAGUUCUUAUUGGUAGCUUUGGGCACUAAGAUCGCCCGUAUAGAUUUGUUUGACAAUACCACAAUUUACCCCGUAGUCAAUGAAAGGAAUAUAGUAGCUAUCGAAUUUGACAUGAAGAACAACUGCAUAUAUUGGGCUGACAUAGAAUUGGACAAGAUCAGUCGUCAAUGCUUUAACAACGGUACAGCUGAAGAAGUUAUUGUUGACAGAGACUUGGCUAGUAUUGAAGGUAUGGCGUUUGAUUGGAUUUCUAACGUUCUAUUCUUCGUUGAUGGAUUGAGGAGAAAGAUUGAAGCGGUCAGAACUGAUAUGACAGGAGAUAUCAGAAUGAGGGUCACGAUUCUAGACUCGACUGUUCUAUCGAGACCACGAGGUAUUGCUGUACAUCCUAAAGCAGGUUACCUGUUCUGGACCGACUGGGAUAGGAACAAUCCGUCAGUAUCGAGGUCAAAUCUUGACGGUACCGACGUGAAGAAAUUGUUCGGCAAACCAAUCGUUAAGUGGCCUAAUGGGAUAACGAUCGAUCAAAUGGCCGAGAGAAUAUACUGGGUGGACGCCAUGGAGGAUUACAUCGCCAGCUCCGACUUAAACGGCAGAUACUUCAGGAGAAUCAUGUGGAAUGAUGGCAGAGUGACGCAUCCCUUCGCCGUCGCAGUAUUGAAAGACAAGAUGUAUUGGGACGAUUGGAAGGUUAAAUCGAUAUUUGUGGCUGACAAAGAUUCUGGAUCGAAUGUAAUGACGAUUAAUGACUCGUUCGUCGGUUUAAUGGACUUGAAAGUGUUCGCACAUUUUGUUCAGCACGGCAGUAACGCGUGUUCGUACAAGAAUACGAGUUGCGAUGCGAUAUGUUUGGGAGGGCCGGGCAAUACCUUCAGCUGCCUCUGUCCCGAUGGGUUGGUGAUGAAUCAUGGCAAAUGUAUGUGCAGUAACAACACUGAGCCGUACGCUAACAUGACCUGCCCGGAAACUGCAGUGUCUACUUGUGGACUGGACCAAUUCAUGUGCAAGAACGGUAAAUGCGUAUCAUCAUUUUCGCGAUGUGACGGCAACAACGACUGUGGAGAUACGUCUGAUGAAGUCGGCUGUAUGUGCGUACCUCCCAUGAUUAUGUGCGACAACUCGCGGUGCUACCUACCUCAUUGGAGGUGCGACGACGAUAUCGAUUGCGCUGACAAGAGCGACGAAAAAGAUUGUGGGCCCCGUAACUGCACAGAGAAUAAGUUCCAAUGCGACAACGGACAUUGUAUCGAGAAGCGAUGGGUUUGCGACGGAGAUGACGAUUGUAGAGACGGAUCUGAUGAGAGGAAUUGCACGGUUCAAACAAAGCGUCCAGACAUUAUAGAGAGUUGUUCCGGCAACGGUUUCGCUUGCACCAACGAUAGUACUCACGACGCUCACCCUUGCAUUCCCAACUCCUGGGUCUGUGACGGGGAGAAAGAUUGUGACAACGGAGAAGAUGAGAGCGAGGAACAUUGUAAGGACUCCACUUGUGCUCCGACCAUGUUUAGGUGUCCCAGUGGCAAAUGUAUCUUCAAGUCUUGGGUAUGCGACGGCGAGAACGACUGCGGCGAUGAUCACCAUUCAGAUGAGAAAAACUGCACCAACACCAAUCAUUCGAAAUUGCUCCCUAUCCCCGGGACAGAUAAGCCUAACUUCCCUAGCAACGGGGCCUGUUUGGAUUGGAUGUUCAAGUGUGACAAUGGCCAGUGUUUGCCCGACUGGUGGAGAUGCGAUGGCGUCAACGAUUGCGGAGAAGAUGACCGGUCCGAUGAGAUCGGGUGUGGCAUGCCCGAACUAAGACCGGUCACGCCCGAGCAUCAUACGCCUAUUACCAGAAAGUGUGGGAAGAACGAUUUCACUUGUGCCCCUGGUCUAUGCAUACCGUUACAAUGGGCCUGCGACGGCGCAGUAGACUGCCUGGACGGGUCUGACGAGCGUGACUGCCCAGCACGCGGCGCCAUACCUCCGCGCUGUGGGCUCGUGGAGACGCCGUGCCGCGACGGCAGCGCCUGCGUGCGCACCGAGCAGAUCUGCGACGGACACUUCGACUGUGAAGACAAGAGCGAUGAGAUGAACUGUCCUGGGACCUCGAGCCACAAACCAACAGUGGAAUGUCCGCGAAGCUACCUCAUGUGUGACGAUGGUACAAACUGCGUAUCACUGUUAGGCGUCUGCAAUGGCCGACAAGACUGUUACGAUGGUACUGAUGAACUCAACUGCACCAACGCGGCUACUGAAAACACCCAUAUGUAUCAAGUGAGUCGAUUCCUAAGCAUCGGAGUAGACCAGUCUUCGAUAAACUCGACGAGUUUCCUCAUAUCAUGCUGGAUGGCUCAACAGAAGACGGUACUCUAUAGCUUCUUGCCGUCCAUAGCUAAAGUCAGCGACGGAGUCUGGUCCAACAAGACUUGGACUAAUGACAGUAUUUAUAGGUUUACAGACUUGGAGCCUUACACGAAUUACAAUGUUACCUUCUACAUACGAGACAGCAAGUCGAAUAAAACUUAUCCCUCAUUGAAAUAUGUUAACACUACCACUGGGGAAGGGGAACCAUCCCCACCAAUUCGGCUAAGCGUGAGACAGCUGAUCGGUCGCCGCAUCAACAUAGUUUGGGACCGUCCGGAACAACCGCGCGGAAACAUACGCUACUACACUCUGUACUACGCCCCACCACUCCCCCCCGUCGACAAGAUCAUACCGGCGAACGGUAAUAAGACCCUGUCCGUCGAUGUCACCGGAUUCUUCGAACCCUUUAAUAAUUAUUCCUUCUGGGUGACAGCUUCAAACGGUGCUUUUACUUCAAAAUCAUCUCAAGUGAUGAACAUAACGUUCGACCCGGCUAACGAUGUGGAUGACCUCGUGAAUGCCAGUAUGACGACACUGAAUGCGACCGCGGUCAGACUCGAGUGGCAUCAGAUACGCAACGUCGAUGGGUACAUCGUCAGGAUGAGGUUGCCUCCCGAAUAUGCUAUACGCGAGCCUGUUACUACUAAAGCGACUAAUAUUACGCUUACCAACCUACCCCCUGGCGUAUUAACAUACAUCGACAUAAAAGCUUACAAGAACAACGUAUUUGGCGAUCCAUUCACCAUCCCACUACGAACGGCCGGAACCAAAGACGAAACUCUCAACUUUACCGCCAUUUUGUCCAAAGAGAAGAAAACGUCUGUACAAGUUGUAUGGGGACCGCCCGCUGGUGAUCGGUACAAGAAUAAGGAGUUGGAAUAUGAAGUGCAUUACACUAAUAUGAUACAUAGAACUAAUCCUGGGGAGAUGUCGAAUGACACCCGCAUUAUAACAAAGAACACGAGCGUCCUAAUAGAAGGCUUGCACGCGUGUGAGAGCUACGUGUUCACCGUGGGGCUGCGAGGCGGACCGCUCGCCAAGUUCGUCGAGAUCAUCACCAGGGAGAAUGAUAAGGCUCCAGUGAAGAACUUGCGCGUAGAAUAUGACGAGGACAAAGCAGAAAUGAAGAUCCUAUGGGACGCCAAUUGCAACGCUCUGAGCAAAGCAGCCACGUAUUUGCUGGACAUAACCGAACUGACGAAUAACAAGGAGAGCCACUACGAAUUGGUGCCGUCGAAAUCGUCAAGCUAUUCGCACGUCAUUGUCAAUGUGCCCGUCGGUGGACGAUACAAUAUCUGUGUCCAUGUGAACGUAGAAGACGCAGCGCUUCAGUGCACGCAGGUGCGAGGUCAGCGCCUGCAGCCGCCCAGCGGCGUGCUGGCGUGGCUGUCGCCCAACGGACACGUCAUGGUCAGCUGGGACGCCGGCCAGCCGCAUAAGAACGAAUACGAAGUGAUAGUCUCUGAGAAGGAAAUCCCAGAAGACUUGCUACACCCCACUGAAGAUAUGCGCACGAUGAAGGCGGAGAUGUCACCCUGCUUGAUGGCGUCGCCCGAGGGGGUGACGGGGCCUCUGUACGUCGGCGUCAGGACUGUCACCCCGGAGGGGUAUUACAGCGAUCUUAGUGAAGUGCAUACUUUGACUAUGGAAGCGUCGGAGCUGGAAGGUCCGUCGCCACUGCGUGCGAUGUGGUGGGGCUGGGGCGGAGCCCUGUUAGCGUGUGCAGUACUUGGCGGAGCCCUGCUGCACGUGCUGCUGCGCCACCGCCGCCUGGCGCGCUCGUUCCUGCGCUUCACCGCGCACACGCCGCGCUACGACAGCCGCCGCGGACAGGCCAUCAUUGGCGACCACGAUGACGACGACGUGCCUCCGAUCCACGGGUUUUCAGACGACGAGCCGCUCGUGAUCGCGUGAGCACCCAACUUGUGAUGUAACCGUGAUCUUGUCUAAAACAUAGUAUUUAUUUUUUCAUAAAAAAAAAAACUCACAUCUUAAGACAAAUUGUAGUCUGCUUGUGGUUGUAAAAUUGAAUUAGUUACAAUAGUCGAAUUUAUUUUAUUAUCGUUAUAUUACAACUGCAGUGCAUAGGGACAUCGAUCUAACACAUCGAUAUGUAUAUUUUUAAUUUUUUACUUCAUAACGCCCCGAGUAUUAUUAUGUUAUUCAGAAGCAAUUUAUAUUAUUUUAGUUUUAAAGUAGCUGCGAACAUUCCUUGAACACCUUUUUAGCCGAAUUAGUGUCAAUGACAGAGUGUGCCGGAAUGUCCGCAGCGUAACCGACGGGCUGUAAAUGGUAAGACUUGUUAAAUUAUGUUUAUAAUCUACGUAAAGACAUAAGUUAUAAGUUUCCGGAGAUACGGAAUCGUAGGCGACAUGAACAAUUCUCAUUUCAUAUAAUCGGCACCAAAGAAUAGAAGUACAACAUAAAGAGAUAUUAACAUCUAUGCUGAACUGUUGUUACAUUAUCGUGGAUCUCGACAUUCCCAAUGUGUUUGUGUAAUGUUUUUUACUUUAGUUCCUAUACAAGUUUAGUGCCGCGUCAUCUUAUUGACCAGUCUUGUGAAAUUGUUAAGUUAUCGUUAUAUGGCUGGGCUCAUGUAUUAUGUAAACUGUGAACAUUUAAAGAUAAUAAAUGUUUAAAAGUC
Helicoverpa zea (corn earworm) is the source of this 7843-nucleotide messenger RNA. RefSeq names its product 40S ribosomal protein S19a (gene RpS19a). The transcript is spliced from 31 exons. The record is from RefSeq and is a predicted model, not a curated record. Gene Ontology annotation, molecular function: structural constituent of ribosome; RNA binding; protein binding. Bases 91 to 7113 code for a protein of 2340 amino acids. Gene Ontology annotation, biological process: ribosomal small subunit assembly; translation; post-Golgi vesicle-mediated transport. Gene Ontology annotation, cellular component: membrane; cytosolic small ribosomal subunit; ribosome. Lineage: Eukaryota; Metazoa; Arthropoda; Insecta; Lepidoptera; Noctuidae.